CGGAAGUGACGUCCGCAGGUCGGCAGCGCAGCACGGUGUUCAUUUGUGUUGCGGCGUUUGUUGCUGUCUGAUCUUCAUCGCAAAAAUGCCAGAGUUAGCGGUGGAAAAUGUGGUGGUUCACCCGCUGGUGUUGCUCAGUGUGGUCGACCACUUCAACAGGAUAGGGAAGGUUGGCAACCAGAAACGAGUGGUCGGUGUUUUACUGGGGUCGUGGCAGAAAAAGGUCCUGGACGUCUCAAACAGCUUUGCAGUGCCAUUUGAUGAGGAUGACAGAGAUGAUUCUGUGUGGUUCCUGGAUCAUGACUACUUGGAGAACAUGUAUGGGAUGUUCAAGAAAGUUAAUGCUAGAGAAAGAAUAGUUGGAUGGUACCACACAGGACCCAAGCUACACAAGAAUGACAUUGCAAUCAAUGAGCUCAUCAAGCGGUACUGUACCAACUCGGUGUUAGUCAUAAUAGAUGUAAAGCCAAAAGACCUUGGUCUGCCUACAGAAGCAUACAUCUCUGUGGAGGAAAUACAUGAUGAUGGCACACCAACAUCCAAGACAUUUGAACAUGUUACCAGUGAAAUCGGAGCUGAAGAAGCAGAGGAAGUGGGAGUGGAGCACUUGUUGAGAGACAUAAAGGACACCACAGUGGGCACUCUGUCGCAGCGCAUCACAAACCAGGUUCAUGGUCUAAAAGGACUCAACUCAAAGCUGUUGGACAUCCGCUCUUACUUGGAAAGAGUCUCCGCAGGCAAACUUCCUAUCAACCACCAGAUCAUCUACCAGCUGCAGGAUGUCUUUAACCUGCUGCCGGAUGUAAAUCUACUGGAGUUCACAAAAGCCUUCUACCUGAAGACCAAUGACCAGAUGUUGGUGGUCUACCUGGCUUCGCUGAUCCGCUCUGUGGUGGCUCUCCACAACCUGAUUAACAACAAGAUCUCCAACCGAGACGCAGAGAAGAAGGAAGGACAAGAAAAGGAGGAAGGCAAGAAAGAGAAGAAAGAUGAGAAAGAGAAAAAAGAUGAAAAAGACAAGGAGAAGGAAAAGGAAAAGACAGAGGGCACCAAAAAAGAUGAGAAGAAGAAGAAAUGAGUGCUCUUCCUCUCUGUUCCUCACUCAAAUCACACCCACAUCUGGAUGGUGCUCUACUUUCUGCCCACAGUCACUCUGUAUGUGGGUCUUUGACUAAAAGUAGACAUCUAUAAGUGGAGCUGUCAUUUGAGAUUUGGCCUCAUGGUGAGAAAUGGCACUCAAAGACUGGUCUUAUCAUAAAGAGAAGAUGUUUGCUCUCCAGUGUUCUAAACUGUGAGGACAUGUUUAUUCUGUUUUCAUAGUUGCCAUGCUCCCGGUGUAUGCCCACACCAAGUUGCUUUUUUUUGUAAGAUGGGGUAAAAAUGUAUUAUUCCUGUAUCACUUAUUAAAUUGGGGUCGUAUUACAAA
This is a messenger RNA of Cololabis saira (Pacific saury), 1426 nucleotides long. It is a transcript of the gene psmd7, whose product is annotated as proteasome 26S subunit, non-ATPase 7. Gene Ontology annotation, molecular function: metallopeptidase activity; protein binding. Gene Ontology annotation, cellular component: proteasome regulatory particle; proteasome complex. Bases 86 to 1078 code for a protein of 330 amino acids. Gene Ontology annotation, biological process: proteasome-mediated ubiquitin-dependent protein catabolic process. Lineage: Eukaryota; Metazoa; Chordata; Actinopteri; Beloniformes; Belonidae. The transcript is spliced from 8 exons. The record is from RefSeq and is a predicted model, not a curated record.